Molecule: messenger RNA, 1204 nt
Organism: Xiphophorus couchianus (Monterrey platyfish)
Lineage: Eukaryota; Metazoa; Chordata; Actinopteri; Cyprinodontiformes; Poeciliidae
Gene: hspb8
Product: heat shock protein b8
Exons: 3
Coding region: 239-904 (221 amino acids)
Biological process (GO): cellular response to unfolded protein
Cellular component (GO): nucleus; protein folding chaperone complex; cytoplasm
Molecular function (GO): protein homodimerization activity
Source: RefSeq, a predicted model, not a curated record
AGUUCAGUAUAAAAGCCAAAGGCAGAGGAGAGAAAUAAUUUUCCUUCAAAGUUGUAGCAGCUGGAAGUCUUAUUUGGAGUUAACGGACCCGCAGGCCGCUGCGUAAAGGUGGUGCGUGCUUAACGGGAGGCGUAAAGUUUGACCAUAGGCAGAGAUAAGAGAACCAAAGAAAACUCGAGUGCAAAGUUCAACUUACUUUACAAACAAAGAACUUUUGCGAGUCGAAAGUCGGCUGAAAAUGGCAGAAGGUGACUUUUACACGAUGGGAAACCGGCAGCGGUUUCCUAGAGACCCGUUUGGAGAAUCGCCGUUCCGGGAUCAGUCGCCGUUCCGGGAUCAGCUCGCAUCCCGGUUCAUGGAGGAUGAAUUCGGGAUGCCGCCUUUCCCCGACGACCUCGGGAUGGACUGGCCCGGUUGGGCUCGGCCCGGCCGGCUGAGCACGCGCCUCGGCCAGUCGCCCUUUGGCGGCGGUUUACGCGCAGGGUUCCCCACGCGUCACUCCACGGGAGGCCCCGCACUUUACACCAGCAGGUACGGCGAGCCGUCCCCAAGCAGCUCCCCCACGACCACAGGUGGCGAGCCCUGGAAGGUGUGCGUGAACGUCCACAGCUUCAAGCCAGAGGAGUUAAACGUUAAGACCAGAGACGGUUUUGUAGAGGUCUCAGGAAAACAUGAAGAAAAACAGGAGGAAGGCGGGAUUGUGACGAAGAAUUUCACAAAGAAGAUACAGAUCCCCACCGAUGUGGACCCCCUGACAGUCUUCGCUUCCUUGUCGCCUGAGGGUGUCCUUAUCAUCGAGGCUCGGCAGACUCCACCGUACUACCUCUUCAGCAGCGAAGACUCCCCAGGAGGGGAAAUUCAGGAAGUUGAGGCUCCUAAACCCCAAGAGGCCCCAGCAGUCUAAAAUGGCACCCCCCGACUAACAUGAUCACAUAAAUCUGCAUAAUCAGUUAUGAGUUUGAGAUAAAAACUGCUCACUGAACUAUCAUCUUAUUUAAACACUUAGAGAAGAAAAUCUGAAAUACAUUAGGGCAGGGAAUUCCCAUCGGAUGUCUGUGUUAACAGUACUUUCAUGCAACAAAAAUCUCUUCCUGACAGGCAUGUUAUAGUAAUACAUUGUGGGGGGGUUUCUUCCUCGAGUACAACUAAGACUAUCAAGUCAUACAACAUUUAUUUUCCAUAAGGAAAUAUUUAAUUGCAUCAU